Molecule: messenger RNA, 1137 nt
Organism: Solenopsis invicta (red fire ant)
Lineage: Eukaryota; Metazoa; Arthropoda; Insecta; Hymenoptera; Formicidae
Product: glutathione S-transferase-like
Exons: 5
Coding region: 287-925 (212 amino acids)
Biological process (GO): glutathione metabolic process
Molecular function (GO): glutathione transferase activity
Source: RefSeq, a predicted model, not a curated record
UCCAUUCAUUUUUUCCAACUCUUUAUAAACUUCUACAUUUCUAUAUUUUUAAAAAAUUAAAAUAACAAAUAUGGCAAUACCGGUCAAAAGCUGUUUUUAGCUGCUCAAUAAUUUUCUAGAGCUCAAAGAUAUGCUAUGUCAUAAACGACAGAGUGGGAUUGUGGAACUGGUAGGGAUGCAAAGUGGAGUACUGCGAACUACAAAUCCUCCAUCACCGAUAUCACGUUCGUAAUAGCUGUCGUAAUAAACGCUUUUCUGUCUCUGCAUAAAAUUUACCAAAUUCAACAUGCCAUCCUACAAGCUGAUUUACUUUCCUAACACGGCAUUGGCCGAGCCAAUUCGUUUUCUGUUCAACUAUGCUAACAUCGACUUUGUGGAUGAACGUUUCGAUUAUGCAGAUUGGCAAAAACUUAAGCCUACUAUGCCAUUCGGUAAAGUACCUGUGCUAGAAAUAGAUGGAAAGAAGUGCCCUCAGUCCGUUGCUAUCUGCCGUUACUUGGCCAAGAAAUGUGGUCUUGCCGGCAAGGACGAUUGGGAGGCUUUGGAGAUCGAUGCGACCGUUGACACGAUACACGAUUUGCGCGCGAGUAUCGCUGCUUACUCCUACGAGAAAAAUGAAGAGGCUAAAGCAGAAAAACAUCAAUAUGCCAAAGAGGCGGUGCCGUAUUAUUUGGAGCGCUUGGACGCUCAGGUGAAGAAAAACGAUGGUUACUUGGUCGGCGGUGCCUUAUCGUGGGCCGAUUUUACUUUCGUCGGUCUGUUGGAUUAUUUGAAUUACAUGAUGAAUGAAAACAUCAUCGAGAAAUAUGAAAAUUUGAAACAACUCCAAAAGAAAGUCGAGGAAGUACCGGCCAUUAAGCGCUGGAUCGAGAGACGUCCGCCGAGAGGCGUCACUGGCCAAAAUAAUGUGAAUUUCACAAAAUGAUAGUUGAUUUUUCGACAGAGUUGAUCGUUUAUUGAUGUUUGAGUUAAAUUGAGUUAAAUAGUAUAUCGAUUUCUCCUUUUUAUCUUCAAAUGUGUGUAUAUCUUCAAUAAAUAUUCAUGGGCGAAGACUUUCUUAUAGAAAGGGUAUAGAGCUUUUCACACUCAGAACUCUCAUGAGUGUGGUGGAAUUCUACAUUCAGUAUUCGGAGUAUU